AUGACUACGGAAACGGAAUUGAUCUUUUCACCAGAGCGUACAUCAAAUAGUUCCUUUCAUGUAUUCUCGAGCAAAAAAAUCAGUCGUCGAAGAAUUCCAAUAAAUCAACCACCAAAACCUGUUUCAUGUCGUGUUUAUCGAUAUUUCACACCGGCUGCUACUCGUGUAGCAAAUGCGGUUUCAGUUAGCUCGAAAACAUUUGGUGUUGCUUUGGAAAGCCCAUUUUAUACAAAAACUAUUGCAUCGACGUAUUGGGAUCAAUGCUUUGAACAUCUUGAAUGCCUCGGCCGUGGUUCAUUUGCUGAAGUUUACAAAGUUCGCCAUAAAGAAGAUGAUCAAUUGUAUGCAAUUAAACGUUCAUUAACGAAAUUCCGUGGCAAAUCAGAUCGUGAUCAAAAGUUGAAAGAAGUUCGUUUCCAUGAAACAUUGGCAACUCAUCAGAAUAUUCUGAAAAUUAUUCAUGCAUGGGAAGAACGCGAACGUUUAUAUAUUCAAACUGAACUUUGUCGUGGCAACUUACUCGAAUAUGCCGCCGAACAUCAAAUUACACAACCAAUGGUCUGGCAUUUCCUGUAUCAAACGAGUCAAGCGUUAGAUUUUCUUCACUCAUUGUUUUAUGUUCACAUGGAUGUUAAACCUGAAAACAUACUGAUAACUAAUGAUGGAAUCCUUAAAUUAUGUGAUUUUGGUAUUGUACAUGAUCUGCGAAGUCCUUCAACGUUAGCACAGGAUGGCGAUGCGCGUUAUCUGGCAUUUGAAGUUCUCUCAGGGAUGGUUUCACCGGCUGCCGACGUCUUCAGUCUAGGCUUAGCAGCGUUGGAACUAGUCAGUGAUUAUGAUAUGCCUAUUAAUGGUGAUGUUUGGACAGAUAUCCGAGAACUACGAUUGCCUAAUGAAAUCGUGUCGGUCUUAACUGAUCUCGAACUGAAAGAACUUCUUUUUCGAAUGAUCCAUUCGAAUUAUCAAUCGCGACCAACAGCGAAGCAAGUACUCGACAGUCCUACAAUUCGAGAAGAAAUUUGCAAAAUGAUUUCGCCAUUUGCAUUCGAUCAACAACGACACGAACGGACACUAUCACCCAUGCAUGAAAGCGAUUCACUGAUUAGUCAUGGUUGUCGGACGCCCAUUAAAAAAGCCAAACGACCACCAAAUUACGGUGGUUAUCAUGACGAACAUUCGGAUGAUGAAAUGAAACAACUCUCGAUUCAUGACCAUUCUCAACUAACACCACCACCACCACCGGUUACUGGUGAUCCACUUCGUAUUCGUCUUUUUCCAACUGAUUCCGAUGACGAAACUAAUGAAAACCAUGUGUACCUUCGAAAAUCGCCACUGAAAUUCAAAUUCGAUAGUAGUAGCGGUGCUGAAGAUUGA
This is a messenger RNA of Adineta ricciae, 1374 nucleotides long. The record is from the annotation of a GenBank genome assembly. Lineage: Eukaryota; Metazoa; Rotifera; Eurotatoria; Adinetida; Adinetidae.